AUGGACAAACAUAGUAGAAGGAAAAACUACACAAAAAAUUGGCUGAAAAUCCAGAAGGAAGUUCUUCUGGAACUUAAUGAAGAAACGGACGCUAACGAUGUCCUGAAAAUCUGCGAAGAGCAAGAUAACUUUUGCGCCAAAGAAAUUGAGAGAUUUGAUGAAGAUGAUAGCAGCGGAUGUUUAAACGAAGUAGAGAGCGAAGAUAAACCAAAGAAUAAUGAUGAAAACGAGCCGCAGAUGCACCAGAUGUCGUACAAAGUAGAAGACAUUUAUGAUGAAACCGGUGAGUAUAUGAAAUAA
This is a messenger RNA of Caenorhabditis bovis, 300 nucleotides long. Lineage: Eukaryota; Metazoa; Nematoda; Chromadorea; Rhabditida; Rhabditidae. The record is from the annotation of a GenBank genome assembly.